Ctenocephalides felis (cat flea) is the source of this 9522-nucleotide messenger RNA. RefSeq lists its product as uncharacterized. The coding region runs from base 1 to 9477 and encodes 3158 amino acids. Lineage: Eukaryota; Metazoa; Arthropoda; Insecta; Siphonaptera; Pulicidae. The transcript has 50 exons. The record is from RefSeq and is a predicted model, not a curated record. Gene Ontology annotation, cellular component: neuron projection; voltage-gated calcium channel complex; plasma membrane. Gene Ontology annotation, molecular function: low voltage-gated calcium channel activity; voltage-gated sodium channel activity. Gene Ontology annotation, biological process: membrane depolarization during action potential; sodium ion transmembrane transport; calcium ion transmembrane transport.
AUGGUAUUUGAUCAAUUAAAAAUUAAGUCUCUGUCAAAUUUUCGAUGUAGGAAUUUGUGUCUUUAUUUAAUCCCAAGCAAAUGGUUCGAGAGGAUAUCGAUGUUGGUCAUCCUUCUGAAUUGUGUAACUUUGGGGAUGUAUCAGCCUUGUGUUGAUGAAAAUUGUGUCACGAAUAGGUGUAAAAUUUUACAGAUUUUCGAUGAUUUUAUUUUUGCUUUUUUUUCAUUGGAAAUGACCAUCAAAAUGAUUGCAAUGGGUGUCCAUGGUAGAGGAACUUAUUUGGCAGAUUCUUGGAACAGAUUGGAUUUUUUCAUAGUUUUGGCAGGUGCUCUGGAAUAUUGUCUUCAUGUUGAAAACAUGAAUUUGUCAGCAAUAAGGACAAUAAGGGUUCUUAGACCUUUGAGGGCCAUAAACAGGAUACCAAGUAUGAGAAUCCUGGUGAUGUUGCUCCUGGACACUUUGCCGAUGUUGGGAAAUGUUUUGCUGUUGUGUUUUUUUGUCUUUUUCAUUUUUGGAAUUGUUGGGGUGCAACUUUGGCAGGGAAUGUUGAGGCAAAGAUGUGUUCUUCAGCUUCCACCACAUGUUAACAACCCAAAGGGAUUACCAGAGGAAUACACGAUUCGUGUGCGAAUCAACUCCAUAUCAUUUUACUACGAAAUCAGCAAAGAGCACGAGUACAUUUGCUCCAGGCCGGAGGACAACGGAAUGCACCAGUGCUCCGGGUUGCCGCCCUAUAGGUUAGGGGCAAGGGAAUGCUUUAGCCCUGCUCAGCCCUAUAGUCUUAAUUUGCCUACGGAGAACUCGUGUGUUGACUGGAAUAGAUAUUAUACAAAUUGCACACAACUAGGAGGAAAUCCAUUUCAAGGAACAAUUUCUUUUGACAAUAUUGGACUAGCGUGGGUUGCAAUUUUUUUGGUGAUUUCUUUGGAAGGCUGGACAGAUAUUAUGUACUAUGUCCAGGACGCUCAUAGCUUUUGGGAUUGGAUUUAUUUUGUUUUGCUUAUUGUGAUCGGAAGCUUUUUCAUGAUCAACUUGUGUUUAGUCGUCAUUGCCACACAAUUUAGUGAAACCAAAAAACGGGAAAUGGCCAGAAUGCGUCAAGAAAGGGCCAGGUUUAAUUCGACGUCGACUUUGGCCUCUUCGACGAACAACAGCGAACCUGCGACUUGUUAUGCAGAAAUUGUUAGGUACAUCGCCCACAUUUACAGGAGGUACAAAAGGAGGCUCAUGAAGAGGAUCAGGCUUUAUAGGUAUAGGAGGCAACAUAGAAAAGAGCAAUCACUGAUGUCAAAGGGCGGUCCUUCGCCCGCCCAAGGACAAAUUUAUCAUCAUCCCCAUUGUCCCAGGUCUAGGCAGAAUAUUCUAAAUUCCCAAAGGUCUCCACUUUUGGGCCAACAGGCUGCAGGUCAAAUGAUUAUCGGACCCAAUCAUAUGAUGGCUCUUCAACCCCUAUACCCGCCUCCAACAAAUCAGCAACAAAUGUUGAUGAAUAACACUGCCGCUGGUGGUGCUGGAGGACCGACGUCCUCCAGUUGCAUAGAAUUACCUUUGUCUAGCCCAGAUAAUUCUUUGAGUGAUCAUUCAAAUAAUAACGUUAAUUCACAUAAUAAUUUUCAAACAACGUUUUUCUUUUAUUUAUUUAUUUAUUAUUUUGUCAAUCAAGACUUAAAAAGUCAUUCAAACAACAUCGGAAGCUUUUUCAUGAUCAACUUGUGUUUAGUCGUCAUUGCCACACAAUUUAGUGAAACCAAAAAACGGGAAAUGGCCAGAAUGCGUCAAGAAAGGGCCAGGUUUAAUUCGACAUCGACCUUGGCCUCUUCGACGAACAACAGCGAACCUGCGACUUGUUAUGCAGAAAUUGUUAGGUACAUCGCCCACAUUUACAGAAGGUACAAAAGGAGGCUCAUGAAGAGGAUCAGGCUUUAUAGGUAUAGGAGGCAACAUAGAAAAGAGCAAUCACUGAUGUCAAAGGGCGGUCCUUCGCCCGCCCAAGGACAAAUUUAUCAUCAUCCCCAUUGUCCCAGGUCAAGGCAAAAUAUUCUAAAUUCCCAAAGGUCUCCACUUUUGGGUCAACAGGCCGCUGGUCAAAUGAUUAUCGGACCCAAUCAUAUGAUGGCUCUCCAGCCCUUAUACCCGCCUCCAACAAAUCAGCAACAAAUGUUGAUGAAUAACACUGCCGCCGGUGGUGCUGGAGGACCGACGUCCUCCAGUUGCAUAGAAUUACCUUUGUCUAGCCCAGAUAAUUCUUUGAGCGAUGCCCAAGUGACUUUGACACCUCCAAGUCUUUUGCUGCUCCACCACGCCUGCGGAGACCAACAAACAAAAGGGUUUGAAAAAAAGGGCUUAAGACCUGCCCUUUUGAGGGUACCCAGCGCCGCAACUGUGGACGGAGAUAACCAAUCAGUCUCCGGCCUGCUCUCACCACCGCCCUCCAUAUCCAGCAGAAGAAAAUCGGGUUCCUCCUCAGUCGCCUUCAGCGAUGUGGUUCUGCUCCACCAUUCAGCAGCCCCUCUGAACCCCAACUUGGCGAGUUCUAUGAACCUGGUUCCGAUCAGCACGAAUUUGGGAUCAGGACUCAACCUGGUACCUUUAGGAUCGGCUGUCAACAUUGUCCCUUUGACAACUGGUCAAUUGGGGUCUACUGUCAACUUGGUAUCCAAUUUGGGAGUUGGUGGUGGUGCCAGUUGCUCGUCUGCCAAUGUUUGUUCGAGUGAGAAAACUACGCAGACGGGGGAUGGUGACAUCUGGCAGGUUCCAAUGCCUCUGCAAAGUACGACGUCCCAAAUGCAACAGUCUGCGAUUGUUGAGUGCCCGGAUUUGCACUUGGGUGAAGCUGCGAUGACUUGUCAGGAAUUAUUGGCGCUUUCAGGGGCCCUGAGUGCGGCUCUGCCGACUGGACAAAUUGCUCUGGACUCGUUCUUCAAUUCUUUGAGCAAGGGAGUUCAAAAACCAGACGAGUCCUCAAACAUCCAGCAAAGUUUUGGCCCUCACAACCAAAUCGAUAUGGAUUUAGGGCCAACAAAUCAGUUACAAAAUGAAAACUACCCUUGUUUGUGUGAUGUUCAAACAACCACGAUUCAGGGAUCACCUAAUACUGACCAACCUAGACCUUUAAUUUUGAGGUGCUUCAUUGCAGUCUACAGUGAAACUCCUGGUGGAGCACAAGUAUUUCCAGCAAGCAAUUUGCUGGCGAUUUUAAUAAACACUUUAUCAAUGGGAAUUGAGUAUCACGACCAGCCUGAAGAAUUAACAGUGGCUGUUGAAUAUUCCAAUGUGGUUUUUUCGGCGAUUUUUGCAGUCGAAAUGACCCUGAAAAUAAUUGCUGAAGGACCCUUCGGAUACGUUGCUGACGGGUUCAAUGUCUUUGAUGGCGUUAUAGUUGUCUUAAGUCUCCGGCCUGCUCUCACCACCGCCCUCCAUAUCCAGCAGAAGAAAAUCGGGUUCCUCCUCAGUCGCCUUCAGCGAUGUGGUUCUGCUCCACCAUUCAGCAGCCCCUCUGAACCCCAACUUGGCGAGUUCUAUGAACCUGGUUCCGAUCAGCACGAAUUUGGAUCAGGACUCAACCUGGUACCUUUAGGAUCGGCUGUCAACAUUGUCCCUUUGACAACUGGUCAAUUGGGUCUACUGUCAACUUGGUAUCCAAUUUGGGAGUUGGUGGUGGUGGCCAGUUGCUCGUCUGCCAAUGUUUGUUCGAGUGAGAAAACUACGCAGACGGGGGAUGGUGACAUCUGGCAGGGAGUUCAAAAACCAGACGAGUCCUCAAACAUCCAGCAAAGUUUUGGUCCGCACAACCAAAUCGAUAUGGAUUUAGGGCCAACAAAUCAGUUACAAAAUGACAACUACCCUUGUUUGUGUGAUGUUCAAACAACCACGAUUCAGGGAUCACCUAAUACUGACCAACCUAGACCUUUAAUUUUGAGGUGCUUCAUCGCAGUCUACAGAUUUUGUUCUAAGUGUUGUUCCUGUUUUCGACGCAAAGUGAAACUCCUGGUGGAGCACAAGUAUUUCCAGCAAGCAAUUUUGCUAGCGAUUUUAAUAAAUACUUUAUCUAUGGGAAUUGAGUAUCACGAUCAGCCUGAAGAAUUAACAGUGGCUGUUGAAUAUUCCAAUGUAGUUUUUUCGGCGAUUUUUGCUGUCGAAAUGACCCUGAAAAUAAUUGCUGAAGGACCCUUCGGAUACGUUGCUGACGGGUUCAAUGUUUUUGAUGGCGUUAUAGUUGUCUUAAGUGUCAUCGAAUUAUGUCAAACUUUCCUGGGCGAAAGGGCCGGCAGUUCAGGUCUGUCAGUCCUAAGAACUUUUCGUCUCCUGAGGAUCCUGAAACUGGUCAGGUUUAUGCCUAACCUGAGGAGACAACUCUUUGUCAUGCUCAGGACGAUGGAUAACGUCGCCGUAUUUUUUUCGCUGCUAGUACUUUUCAUCUUUAUCUUCAGCGUGUUGGGCAUGUACCUGUUCGGCGGUAAAUUCUGUCGCUACGUCGGCGACCCUUCCGAGGACGGUCUGCCGCCCUUGAACAGGCGAGGCGAGCCCAUCGAAAGGGAGUGCACGUGCCCAGAAAUAGUGGCAAAGGACCCCCAUUGCGAAUGCGACAGGAAGCAUUUCAAUGAUAUCCUGUGGGCGACGGUCACGGUAUUUCAGAUUUUAACCCAAGAAGAUUGGAAUGUGGUUUUGUUCAACGGAAUGGAAAAGACCAGCCAUUGGGCAGCCCUGUAUUUUGUGGCCCUUAUGACCUUUGGAAAUUAUGUGCUUUUUAAUUUACUCGUCGCUAUUUUGGUCGAAGGGUUCAGUUCGGAGAGACAUGAAAGAAGAGAAAGGGAGCAAAGGGAGUUGGCCAAAUCAAAAUUAUCAGCAGAAUGGUAUUCGGAUUCUAAUUCUUAUGAUUCCAGGAGCGAUUCUUCUCAUAGUGACAGUUUUACACAGGAAAUUAAAAAUACAUGGCGCUCCGCCGACGAUUUGCACAAACUCAAAGACUCGAAUACAAACGCUGCAGCAAAUUCUGGGACAGCUUUGGCGAUUUCUGCAAAUGUCGGUACAAGCAAAAUGGUCAACAAGAGAAAUUUAGCAAAUUUGAGAAGACUGCAGGAACCUAAAUGCAAUAUCGAGAAGCAGUCGAAGAUGUUGCAAAGGACUAAGGGAUCUGUUCAAGGGGAUGCAGAAAUUAUAAGAAGUCCUUUACCAUUGCCGGUAAUUACCCAUACUUGUGCCACACCUCAAGAUUCCCCAAAUACAACCCUGGAACCUCCAGUUUGCAAAACAACAGGUGAACGUGGUGGUUCAAUUCGUCGAAAAGCUUUGGGCGAAGAUGAAACUGACAUUUUGGACACCAUGGAUUUUUUAGACAAAAGCUCUUGUUCUAGUAUCCCUGGUCUUCUAAAACCGCCAAUUCUGCACGUCAACUCGACUUUAAAUCUGAAGGCAGUAUGUGUGACACCUGUACCAUCUUUGGAGAAGUCGAAUACAGAAAAAGCAGCAUCUACAAAUUUACUUUUGCCAUCAACAACGCCUCAAUUUUUAUCCCCAAAUUUUAUUCCAAACAACAACUUUCUGAACAUUCCGGUUGAAAGAUCAGGAAGCGCUCCGGUUGGAUCGAAUUUGAGUUUGAACCAUUUGCUGCCACCAGUUUUGAACCAGGAACGAUGUGCUUCCAAUUUGAGCCUCAAUUUAGCCAACAAUUGCCUGGGAAACCAAAACAUAAAUACAGAAGAUGGUCUGAAUAGUAGUACCACAGAACCAGAUAAUGCUGAUGUGCAACAAUCAGAUCAAAGUUUGGUCAACAAUAAUUUGGAUUCAGCGACUAGUCCAGGGCCAAAAAAUGGUUCAGAUGUUGAAAUUUCUUCAAAUGGAAAUCAACAUCAAAUUUUGUCAGUUGGUCAAGUUGCUUCUAGUAAUGGUCUGGUUGCUAAUGGGGCUGUUGCUGUAAAUAAUGGCAUUUUGCUGAAUAAUAAUAAUGGACAGAUGGAUGUUAGCAUUACUAUUCAACCAGAGAUAAAAGAGAAGUCAUCAAAUCUUCUUCCAAGUGGAUCUCUAAGGAUACGAAGAGGUUGUAGUUGGCGAUUAGGUCGCACCAGUCUUAGGAAAAAAUCUAGUCCAGGUAUUUUGGGUUCUGCAUCCUUAGACAAGGACCAGGAUGGUGAAACUACUGCCAAUGUUGUCAUUUUGAAUAAUGGAAGUGAUAAAGCUCAUAGUAAUGGGCGCAAUACAGACCUCCAAUCGAUGCACCGAAUCCGCAACGACACCAGACAAAAUUCCCUGAAUUCCCAGAACCUUUUGCAAGGUUCUCAGAAUCUACCACUUUUACCAGGCACGUCUAAUUUUAACCUAAGCCCAAUGCCGUCGUUUCGUGGUAGAAGCUCGACUUAUGGUUCAAUACCACAUGCUGGUAUGUGGUCAAGACGAGAAUCUUUAGGGCCACGAAAAUACAGUAUCAGUUCUGUCGGAAGCCAUGGGCAGAGAUUGACUCAUAGAAGGUUGAGGAGGCGUUCCUGCGCUCCCGAGCAUUUUCUCUCCCACCAGCAACACGUAGAAGAUAUAUUCAUUCCAAUUUCGACAAGUAGAAAAUCCAUACAGUCUUCGAAUGUGCUGAUUGUCAGUUUAGCUGAGCAGCUUCUCAAUGAUCCUAAAAUGUCUGAGGAUACUUCCAGACGUUUGAGUUCUAUAGCUGCAGAUUUGAUUGCUAAUAGUGAUCCUGAAAGGGCAAAUGGUUCUGAGGCCACGUCCAAACUUAAGGAGCUGGUGAAACUUUUGGAACCGAAUCAAGGGUGCUUGAAGGGUCGAGAGGAUUAUUCGCUUUAUGUGUUUCCUACAGAUAACAGGUUUAGGUCGAUGUGUCGUUGGUUCGUAAACCAACAAUGGUUCGACAAUGUAGUUUUGCUCUUCAUAGCCCUAAAUUGCAUAACUUUAGCAAUGGAGCGUCCAAAUAUACCAUCAACAAGCCCGGAAAGAAUAUUUUUGUCAUCUGCUAAUUAUGUGUUCACUGCUGUUUUUGCAAUCGAGAUGCUUGUAAAGGUUGUGGCAGCAGGUAUGAUUUACGGUGAAGACGCCUAUUUCACCUCAGGCUGGAACAUCAUGGACGGUUCUUUGGUCAUAAUUUCCAUCAUCGAUUUGUUGAUGUCUUUAGUCAGCGAUUCUAGUCCCAGGAUUUUUGGAAUUUUGAGGGUUUUUAGGCUGCUGAGGUCUCUUCGACCUUUGAGGGUGAUAAACAGAGCUCCUGGUCUAAAACUGGUAGUCCAGACUUUACUAUCAUCCUUGAGGCCAAUCGGCAAUAUUGUGUUGAUUUGUUGUACAUUUUUUAUAAUUUUUGGAAUUUUAGGAGUACAGUUAUUCAAAGGAGCUUUUUACUAUUGCGAAGGCGAGAAUAUAAAAGGCGUCAAAAACAAAACAGAUUGUCUAGCAAUCCAAGGCAACGUUUGGAUAAACAGAAAAUACAAUUUUGAUGAUCUGGGAAAAGCUUUGAUGUCACUUUUUGUCCUAAGUUCGAGAGAUGGUUGGGUGAAUAUUAUGUACACUGGUUUGGAUGCUGUCGGAGUCGAUCAGCAGCCAAUAGUAAAUUAUUCCGAGUGGCGCCUUCUGUACUUCAUAGCCUUCAUCCUUCUUGUUGGAUUUUUUGUACUCAACAUGUUCGUCGGAGUUGUCGUCGAAAAUUUUCACAGAUGCAGGGAAGAACAAGAGAAAGAGGAAAGGGUUCGAAGGGCUGCUAAAAGGGCUCUUCAGAUGGAAAAGAAACGCAGACUGAUGCACCAGCCUCCAUACUACACCGGCUACUCUCCAAUCAGGAUGUCCGUCCACAAUGUGGUGACCAGCAAAUAUUUUGACCUGGCAAUAGCAGCAGUCAUAGGUCUAAAUGUUGUCACGAUGGCCACUGAAUACUACAAAAUGCCUCCGGCUUUGGAAACAGCACUGAAGGUCUUCAACUACUUUUUCACCGCCGUCUUCAUCAUUGAAGCCGGCCUAAAAUUGUAUGCAUUGGGCUUCAAAAUCUACUUGAAGGAUAAAUGGAAUCAAUUGGACGUCGCUAUAGUUAUACUAUCUAUAGUUGGUAUUGUUUUGGAAGAACUGGAAACCAAUAUAAUCCCAAUAAAUCCGACAAUCAUGCGAGUGAUGAGAGUUCUAAGGAUUGCCAGGGUUCUCAAAUUGCUAAAAAUGGCAAAAGGGAUCAGAGCAUUGUUGGACACUGUCAUGCAGGCUUUGCCACAAGUUGGCAACUUGGGUUUGUUGUUUUUCUUGCUGUUUUUCAUAUUUGCAGCUUUGGGAGUGGAGUUGUUUGGAAGACUGGAGUGCUCUGAUGAAAAACCCUGCCAAGGUUUGGGAGAACAUGCUCAUUUCAAAAAUUUUGGAAUGGCCUUCUUGACCUUGUUUCGUGUAGCCACUGGUGACAACUGGAAUGGAAUCAUGAAGGAUACCUUAAGGGAUGAUUGCAAUGAUGCCACCGAUUGCGUCACCAACUGUUGUGUCAGUCCAGUGAUUGCUCCAAUAUUUUUCGUCAUUUUUGUCCUGAUGGCCCAAUUUGUGCUGGUCAAUGUGGUUGUUGCUGUUUUGAUGAAACAUUUGGAAGAAAGUCACAAACAAUUGGAAGACGAGCAGAAUAUGGAAGUGGAAUUAGAACGCGAACUUGAGAGGGAAUUGGAGGAUGUUGAAGAUAAGGAGUUGUGCAAAAAAUUGGACGAGCCUGGUGAGAAUGGAGAAGCCAAACCCAUACGAAGACCUUUAGCAAAAGUUUUGUCCCUGCCCAAGAAUUACACAUACAGCCCAUUUGUACUCAAACCAGUUCCAUCAAUCCCCUUACUAUUAUCGCGCAGACGAGCAUCAUCCCUGCUUCCACCUACAAGUGUAGAACCGAGAAGAAGACGUCAAACCUGUCACUCCCAGCAAACUUUAGGUUUACCAUCAUACAGACAAUCCAGAAAUUUAUCAUUGUUCCUCCUGGAUGCGUCUUCAGGGCAACUUUUAGACGCCGGUAAGCAUUUACGACGAUCCACAGAUCCUCCCAGAAUAGACAUUAUGAAAGCUGAUCUAGAAGCCAACCUGGUACCAAGAAGGACACCAAAAUUGGGCAACAGUGCAAGGACAAUGUCUUUAUCAGAAACUUCGACUAUACCAUCUGGUAGAAGGAUGAGCCAGAGAAAGUUGGCAAGGGCCAGCAGUUUGGCAGAAAGUUCUCCCAGAUUGAGAUACAGAUGGAGAAAACACAGCGCCGAAACUGAUUCUGUUGACGAGGUUUUGUACGAGGAGGAUUUUGGGGUUAAGGAUAACAAAGAAGAGAGUGUUAUUAAUGAAGACGACAGUAAUUUGUUUGUGAAGAAGGAAGAAAAUUUACCGCAAAAACGUAGUCGUUUGGAAAAGGCGAAGUCGUAUGAGGAUCCUUCGUUUAUGUUGAGGGAACGCGAGAAGAAUGAAAUGCAUGUAUUCAAGGCUGGUGAUUUCCUGACGGUUCCUGAAAUCGGAAGCACUUCAUUUGCAAAUGAUUACGAUCAAUAUCAAUGACAAACAGCACAAGACGAAGAAACCAAAUCCAUUCUUCGGAGUGAU